Messenger RNA from Salvia splendens (bonfire salvia), 1596 nucleotides. RefSeq names its product cytochrome b561 and DOMON domain-containing protein At3g61750-like. The record is from RefSeq and is a predicted model, not a curated record. Lineage: Eukaryota; Viridiplantae; Streptophyta; Magnoliopsida; Lamiales; Lamiaceae. Bases 132 to 1352 code for a protein of 406 amino acids. The transcript has 3 exons.
GUGCUCAGACCCACCACCACCAUACGCAGCCAUAAGCUUCAAAAUCAAGACACCUCUUCAUAUUCCCACCAAACAAGCCUCUACAAAAUUGGUUAGACUCUUGGCAGGGCUCACAUCAGCCUGUGGUAGCGAUGGAGGGGCGGUGGAGAGUAUCAAAAUGGGCCUUCAUUUUUGCAAGCUUGAUGAGUAGUUACAUGGUCUUAGAUGGGGCGGAAGAAGAAGGCGGUGACGGAAGGAAAGGCCUCUGCAGCACUGAUCUCACCACAUUUCUCCCUUUCCCUUACAGCAACCUACCUAAUAUGGUCUGCCACCCACUAUGGAACUCAUAUCUGUUAAGGUAUUCCAAGUCGAAGGACAACGAGAUCACGAUCGUGCUAUCGACCAUCUACACGAGCGGAUGGGUCGGGAUCGGCUUCUCGCGAGACGGGAAGAUGCUGAACUCAAGCUGCAUAGUGGGAUGGGUGAAUCAAGAGGGGCAAGGAAGGAUAAAACAGUACCACAUAAAGGGGUUCACCCCGAGCGAGAUCAAGCCCGACCGGGGUGAACUCCCCCUGACAAAUGUGCCGCCGUACGUGGCCGUGCAGGGGGCAACCAUAUACCUAUCCUUCCAGCUUAAAUUCAACACCACCCUCAAAACGCAGCCGCUUCUGCUAGCUUUCAGCACCAAACCACCACACCACCACCGCCUCACUGUCCACCAAGACAAGACAACCAUAUACUUCGAUUUCUCAGCUGGUAAAACGGACGACAGCAGCAGCGGUGUUGAGUCGUAUUCGUCUCCGUCUCCGGGAAUUUUGAAAGACAGGAGGACUCACGGGACGCUGGCGGUGCUGGGGUGGGGAUUCUUCCUCCCCACGGGGGCUAUUCUGGCGAGAUAUCUGAGCCGGAAGGAUAAUAAAGUGUGGUAUUACUUUCAUGUGCCGAUUCAGUUCAUUGGUUUCUUGCUGGGAGUUGCGGCGGUGAUUGUUGGAGUGUCGCUUUAUACCAAGAUGCAUGUUUUCUUCCCUGCACACAGGGGGAUUGGGAUUUUCCUUCUCGUCAUCACCAUUCUACAGGUGCUUGCUUUCUUCACGCGUCCGAACUCCGACAGCAAGUAUCGGCGAUACUGGAAUUGGUACCACAACUGGGUGGGGAGGAUUUGCCUCUUCUUCGGAGCAGUUAAUAUUCUUCUGGGAAUCCACAUCGCUGAUGCAGGCCAAGCUUGGAAGAUUGGAUAUGGAUUUCUCCUUGGUUUUCUAUUGGUUACUGUCAUUGUUCUCGAAGCAUUGCUCAGGCUUAGACGAUCGGCUGAGGCAGAUAAGCAGCAUCCUCCGUUUUCAAUCAACUCAAUUGACCGCGAAAUAUCACUCUAAAUGUAAACCUAAUCUAGCUCUGAAUUUCAAAUCGCUUUUUUGGGGUAAUUUUGGUUUGAUUAAUAGUAUUAUUAUUAUAUUGUUGUUUUGAACUGUGAUUGGAAAUUGGAUUGGUGAAAGUAGAAGGAGAGGAGAGGUUUAUGAAGUUUGUAGAUACAAAUGAAAGAGGUCUUGAGAUGUUUGAAGUUUUGUAGAGCAACUUUCCGUCGAUCCAUGUGUGAUACAUCAAAUUAGAAGCUCGCUA